Molecule: messenger RNA, 1263 nt
Organism: Pedinophyceae sp. YPF-701
Lineage: Eukaryota; Viridiplantae; Chlorophyta; Pedinophyceae
Source: the annotation of a GenBank genome assembly
AUGGAGGGUGCCUUUGCUCGACCAACGAUGCGGACCACCACGCUCACACGCCGCGUCGGGGACGCGAAGUUCCGACGCAGAAACACGCUCAGAUAUGGCGUGUGCGCCGCGAUAGCUCUCGUCCUCCUCACGUACCUCGCUAUCGGACGCCGCCCGGCUUGGUUCGGUGAGACCGGCAACGGCAGCACACACACCGGAGCGUCCGCGGUUCAGGAGGGGUCGGUCGCGGCGACGGACGCGUCCGGCAGUCUCGAGGGCCGCUAUCCGUGGGCUGCGGGCCGCGUUGCCGCUUGCAUCACCGGCCAGCUGCGCACGUUUGUGUUCCGGGCAGUCUUCAACGACCUCUACGACAACGUCCUGGCGCCGCUGCGCGCCGACACGUUCGCAGUCAUCAACCUGGACCUCCACAAGUACCGGUCGCCCGCGCUCAUGCGAAAGGAUCUUGAGCUCGCGUUCGAAUUGAUAGAGCCGAUAACAUAUGUUGUCUUGGAUCCGCCGCCCGAGGUGUCGGGCCCCGCGAACUCCCCGGACUGCAUCGGCGGCGGCGAGGGCCCGGUACGCUACAACUGCCCCCUGAAGGUGUGGCAAGAGGGCGGGUGGUUCCGGGGCGGGCGGUACGUCGCCUCGGGGCGCGCGCACGCGUCCUACAUCCAGUUUGCGCACGUGCAGCAGUGCCACGGCCUCGUCGAGCGACACGAGGAGUCCAUCGGCUUCAAGUACGGCAUCGUGUUCCGCUUGCGCACCGACAUCCGUGUCUCGAUGGAUGCCCAGCUCGCGGCCGAGGGGCGGCUCGGCACGCGCCUCGCGGAGGCCGCGCUGCGCGGCGUGCGCCUGGGGCUGUCUUCAGCGGGUGCGGGGCUUCCGACGCCCACACCCCCCUCUGCGGCACGGGAGGCGUGUUUGGUGAGCGAGGCCGACGAGGGCAGCCACACAGUGUCGGACUGGUUCGCAGUGUGCUCGCGCGGGGGGUUCGCGGCGUACGCGGGCGUCGCGGACGUCCUGCGCGGCGAGGCGUGGAUGCAGCUGGGGGCGUGUGCGUGGCACACCCCCGAGGCGCCCGAGUGCAAGCUACGCCGGUGGCUGGACCGCGAGGCCGUCGCGGUGGAGGCGGCGGGCAAGGGCUUCUCGUUCCAGUGGACGCGGCUGUGCGCCGAUCCCCGAGACCCCGCGAUGCAUGAUGCCAUGUCCAAGAGAUGCUUAGACAACGAAACGUACAUGAAGGACACCGCCGCGCGGCUCGGCGUGGCGCUCCCCGACGCCUAA